CUCCAUCCUCAAAUCCUAUCCCCAUCCCUGCUUCACAGUCCAUACAUAGUAAUAGUACAGUUCAAUAUGCAUGACAGCUUUUCGCCCCAGUCUCCCGUCCCCGUCCCCAUCCCCAUCCCCAUCCCCAUCCCCAUCCCCAAUUCCCCGAUCCCCAAUACCCCAGUCCAACCAAUCCUCCCCACCCGCUCUUAUCAUCCAUUCAACUCAAUGGUUCAACCUCGACGAUCACCCCUCAUCCAGACACUACAUACAUCAUACAUAGUACAUAAUACAUAUGCACAAGUACCUACAUACAUGGAUGGAUAUGGAUAUGUAUACAUAUGUACCUCCCCGUGGUCAACCUACCCUAGUACCCUCCCUACCCUACCCACCUACAUACAUACAUACAUACACAUACACACAUACACACAUACACACAUACACACAUACACACAUACACACAUACACAAAUACCGCCUCACAAAACAAGACCAAAACAGCACGCAGAAUACACUUUCCUGUCGUGUAGCGUCACACGAACUCAAUUCGGGUUACCUACAUAUGUACCUACCUAGCUAGCUAUCUGCCCAGGUAGCAGGGAAUUGGUUCGACGGGCUUGUGGACCCCGCGUUUUGAUACUAAGUGUCGAUGUAUAAGAUAAAUGGAUGGGUGUGGAGAGAAGAUGAAGGAAGAUAAGCUGCGAUUGGGGUAGAUAAGGAAAUUGGAUCGGAUAGGAGGUAUUGCUGCUAGGUAGGAAGGGAUAGUGGGUAAUGGGCCAGGAGUCACUAGGUUGAGCUGGAGACCUAGUAGUACGGAGGAUACGGAGUAUGUCUGGCUAAGACUUGUCGAGGAAUGCCAGUUAUCACAUGGUGCAUGCAGCC
This is a messenger RNA of Aspergillus ibericus CBS 121593, 860 nucleotides long. RefSeq lists its product as uncharacterized. The record is from RefSeq and is a predicted model, not a curated record. The coding region runs from base 67 to 558 and encodes 163 amino acids. The transcript has a single exon. Lineage: Eukaryota; Fungi; Ascomycota; Eurotiomycetes; Eurotiales; Aspergillaceae.